UUGUUUUCAAAAUUAAACUUUCCUCUUCCCCAACUUUCCCCCGUCGUCUCUCUCUCUCUCUCUCUCUCGUCCGGGAGUGCAGUGAACUCUGGUAUGAAGAAGUAGGGCAAAGAUGGGGGUGAAGAACCUGUGGGACAUCCUAGAAUCGUGCAAGAAAACUCUCCCUCUUCAUCACCUCAAGAAUAAAAGGGUAUGCAUAGAUUUGUCUUGUUGGAUGGUUCAACUUCAGAAUGUCAACAAGUCCCACUGUCCCCUCAAGGACAAGCUUUAUCUCAAGGGUCUCUUCCACCGCCUCCGAGCCCUCAUUGCUUUGAAUUGCAGCCUUAUCUUUGUUACUGAUGGAUCAAUUCCAGCUAUCAAAUUAUCCACUUAUAGGCGGCGCUUGAAGUCCGGAACUGAGGUCACACAGGAUGAAACAAAUACACAGAAAGUUGCUCCACUUCGAAGAAAUAUGGGAUCCGAGUUUUCUUGUAUGAUAAAAGAGGCCAAACUGCUUGGUGUGGCUCUUGGGAUUCCAAGUUUAGAUGGGGUUGAGGAAGCUGAAGCUCAGUGUGCAUUGUUGAACUCAGAGUCAUUAUGUGACGGAUGUUUCAGUUCGGACUCUGAUAUCUUCCUGUUUGGUGCAAGGACAGUGUAUAGAGAUAUUUGCCUUGGGGAAGGUGGUUAUGUAGUUUGUUAUGAGAUGGCUGACAUUGAGAGAAAACUUGGCUUUGGAAGGAACUCCUUGAUUACAUUGGCCAUUUUUCUUGGUAGUGACUACUCCCCAGGUGUUCGUGGGCUAGGCCCGGAGUCAGCUUGCCAGAUUGUUAAGUCGGCGGGUGAUAAUGCAGUUCUUCAACGGCUUGCGUUGGAAGGAUUGUCAUUUGCAAAGAAGUUAAAGGGUUCAAGGAAACAGGGGUGCAGCUCCAAAGAAAAUGAGCUGAAUCAUGACAUUAACAUCAAUGGUGAAGAAAAGAAAAUUAUGGAUAGAAUUGAACAUGAUUUACAAGGGGAAGAUCACUUCCUGCAAGUUAUUGAUGCAUAUUUGAAGCCAAAGUGCCAUUCAGCUGAUUCUGAAGUUGUGCAUAGGGUUCUUGCUUUGCAUCCAUUUCACCGCAUCAAACUUCAGCAGAUGUGUGCUCAAGUUUUUGACUGGCCUCCGGAGAAAACAGACGAGUAUAUCCUGCCUAAGAUUGCUGAAAGAGACUUGCGGCGAUUUGCUAAUUUGCGUUCUACUUCGUCCAAACUAGGAGUUCGUCUUCCAUUGGAUAAGAUGCCCGUUAAGUGUCCUGUGUCUGGCAUCAUCAAGCCAAGAAAAGUUCAUGGACAAGAAUGCUUUGAAGUUUCCUGGGAAGAAAUGCAUGGACUUAACACCUCUAUAGUACCAGCUGAUCUCGUUGAGAGUGCUUGUCCUGAAAAGAUUCUGGAGUUUGAGGAGCGAAGAGCUCAAGGGAAAAAACAAAAUCAUCGUAAACCCAAACCAAAGAAAUCAGAGAACAGAGCACCUCUGAAAGAAAUUGACUUAAAACUCCAAAACCUGCUUCUUGACAUCGAACUUGAGAGCAAUGCCAGACAGAAAGCUUCUUUAACCAUGGAAGCAAAAUCGACUAAUGGAAACGCGGUGAUCGAAGUCGAUCAAAUGAAACAAAACCUGCUUCUGCUUCCUACUGAAUUAGAAGGCAAGGUUGAAAGGAACAAUGUGUCAGGACGCUACCCUACUGGUUCACAUGCGGCAACAACUGAAGUCAUUGACCUCUUGAGCCCGUCCCCUUCUGUGCCAAGUCGCAUGGUUUCAAAAUGUCAACGAGCCAGUGUCGACUGUAUUGAAAUGAUCGACUUAAGUGAGUCAGAAAUUGAAGCAUCUCCUGAGCAUGCAAAGAAGGCAAGAGAGUUGAGGUUGUUCUUAGCUAGCAUUAGACAAGACUGUUAGUUGCCAACUAUAAAGGAAGAAUCAUGUGUAGCUCAAGAGCAUUAUGUAUCUAUCUUUGAUUUCUAGAAAUCGAGUGUAACAGCACGCUUAGUAUGCUUAUGUUAGUCUUCAAUGGUGUUGAAAUAAAAUGGCUGCUAGCAAUGUUACAGAUAAAGGUGCCUACACCUAUUAUCAUU
This is a messenger RNA of Rhododendron vialii, 2085 nucleotides long. RefSeq names its product single-strand DNA endonuclease 1. Gene Ontology annotation, molecular function: DNA binding; 5'-flap endonuclease activity. Lineage: Eukaryota; Viridiplantae; Streptophyta; Magnoliopsida; Ericales; Ericaceae. The record is from RefSeq and is a predicted model, not a curated record. The transcript is spliced from 14 exons. The coding region runs from base 113 to 1909 and encodes 598 amino acids.